CUUAAUUUUGUGUAUGUAUUAAAAAUCCACUUGCAUUUUAUAUUUCUUAGCAACUUAAUUUACCUGGCUGAGGGCAUUUUAUUAGUUUUUCGACCACCAAAAGGUUAAUUGUAACUCCCUUUAUGGUGUCGCGCAUUUACGUUUAUCCCCUUCCCAGAAUGCAACACCUAAGCCUAAAGUUCCUGUCGUAAUUUGAAAUGAUACUGGCUAACUGCUAGAGCUCCUAUGUAACAAACAUCUGCAAUGUAAUAAUUACUUUGGUCUUACAUUCAAUAUACAUACCAGUCAAUUUCUUCUGUUGAAAACUUUCAUAAAACUUUUAAGAUGGCAAAGACAAUUGACAGCUUGGAGUGUGGAAAGUGUGGUGAGAUAUUUCAUCAACUGGAAGGAUUUAUCAAACAUAAAAUGUCUAAUUGUACCCCUAUUGAGAAACCAAUUAAAGCAGAAGAUCCUCCAGAUAGUGAUAAAGAUUCUAAGAAAUUCUCUAAGCUUGCUGUGAAGAAAUCAUCUUUAAGUGAAGUGAGUCUUAAAGGAGUCAGCAAGAUGAGUAAAAGCAUUGAAAAAUUCAAAAAGAAUUCGCCGCAGGUAUUGAAGCACAAAGUAUCAACCUCUACUCCUAAAAUGUCUAAAUCCAAGAUGAUGAUGGACUCUGAUGUGCCCAAGUUAAAAGGUGUAACGGGCUAUUUGUGGAAAAAACGUUUAAUGCAAGAGAAACUGAAAGAGCAGAAACGGAAAGGAAUGAUGCAUGGUAAGAGAAAGUCUAUGUCUCAUCAUUCUGAUGAAGAUUCUGACCAAAUAAUGGACUCUUCAGAUAGCGAUGAUUCUGAUGAUCGAGACAAUGAAAGAUGUGGUUUAUGCCCAGGGUGCCUUAUAGAAGAAGAUUGCAUGGAAUGUCAAAUUUGUCUUAAAAAAAUGGAAUAUCCCGAUAUUGAAGCAGUCUGUUUAAUGAGGGAGUGCACUGCUGAAACUGAAGAAGAAGUUUACAAAGUAGAAAAGAUUCUUGCCAAACGUUUCCGUCAUGGACGUUAUGAAUACUUAAUAAAAUGGAAAGGUUACCCGAACUCGGACAAUACUUGGGAACCAAAAGAAAAUAUUCUUAGUCGUCGUUUGCUGGAAGAAUUUGAGGAGAAGUACGAUAGGUUAACAAAGCGAAAACCAGUAAUUCCAUUUGCUAGAAAGAAACGAAAGUAUUAUUAUACUGAAUCUAGCGAUUCCAGUCAAGAUGAGCUUCGAGCCUCCAGAAUGUUUUCACCUGCGUCUCCCAUGGAUUCUAAGCGAGGACGCUCCAGCAAGAAUGCAGCAAUGAAUUUCAUCAAAACUGUUUGUUUGAAAGGGAGGAGGCCUAGUCCUGAUUUAAUUGAUCUUCCAAUGUCAAUGAUGGAUUCAGAUUCAUCUAGAUCUCCAUCACCCGAACCACCCGCUAAGAAAAAAGUCAUAAUUGAAGUUCCUGACCCAAAAGAAGCAGGAAAAUACAUCAGAGUUAAAGGAGAAGCUAGAAAAAUUAGAUUUUUAAAGGAUUGCGAUCUGAAUCCAAUUGUGGAGUUGGGAGAAAAAGUACCCACGAAGGAAGAAGAUAUCCAAGCUUUAGUUUUUGAAGAUAUCAUCAAUAGAAGGAUAUCUAAAUUGAAAGACAAGGAAAUUAAAGUUUCCAAAAUUCCCGAAACCAAAGUUAAGCCAACUGGUUUACAGAGGCCGAAAAGUAAUGAAUCUGAUAAGUUUAUUCCCAAAGUUGUCACUCCCAUAAAGACUUCUACCCCUAUUCUAAAAUUACCACAAAAAACAUUGGAAGAUUCUCAGCGAAAAAGACUUACAUAUCAGGAUAAAAUUGACACUUUGAAAACUAGCGACGUCAAUUCUGAUUAUGACAUCGAUAUGUCUUAUGACGAUCCGGAUGAUCCUGACGAUGCCUUGAUUGAAGGCGAGUCCAAAACUUUAGCAGAAUUGAGAGAAAGUUUUCUCAAAAAGAGUAUGAAAAAAACUGAACCAGAGCAAAAGCCCAGGCCUAAACCAGUUGAACCUGUUCCAAAAGCAGGUGCACGAAAAAAUUUUCAACGAGCUGUGAAUGCUAAAAGCACACCUCCUGUGACACCAAAAUCUACUGUGACUCAGCCUCGUGUUACUUCUAGCUCAUUUACUGGCUCAAAGGGGUCACCUAUUGGGGGAACAACUGCUAAUGAGAGAGUGUUUGUAGUUAUGCCUGAUGGUAGUAUGGUUGAAGUAAGUCAUGCAGCGACCACAGACAGUAGUACUCCAGGGACAAAAGCAAUUUCUACUCCAGUUCAAAAGAAAGCACCCAUGAAGGAUGUGAAAUCAACCAAAAAACUUCCUCAGAAGAAGCAACUAGGCUCUGAUGCAAAUGAUAAUGAUGACAACAAGUAUUUGAAAUUGCCUAAUAUGCUUCAAAUGGUCCAGAGUGAAUUGCCUCUAACAGAAGCUGAAAACAACAGCAAAUUGAUAGGAAUGUUCUUAUUUCGGCAAGUCAUCUCCCCCAAUGAUACUGUUCAAAAAUGCUUGCUCUGUCCCUCCAAAGCAAACUUCCGCCACGUCCUCGAACUCGAAAAACAUUAUUCCAACAUUCACGAACUGGCGUCUCAAACAUUCAAGGCUGAAUUCAGUGAAAAUAUUGUUUUCGUUUGCGUACCCCCUGACGUGACAGAACAAACGACCCUCAAUUCCAACUGCAGAUUUUGCGAAGUGACUCUGAAGAACUUAGCCGAAGUUCGGUCGCAUUACCCGGUUGCGCACAACAAGGUUGUGCGUUUGGUGCAAGAGAAGCAAGUUGUCGAACUUAGCAAGUCCCUCUUCUGCAGUAUCUGUUCCGAGCAGUCUGACUCUUUCGAAAAGCAUCACGCUCACAUGAAAAGUGUACAUAGAAUGCACACCCUGGUUUGCAAUUUUUGUAAAUUCAUUACCUCGCGAGCCAAUAGGCUCCGGCAACACAUAAAAACGACUCAUCCUACCAACACUACUGUCUCUCCAGAUAGCAUUGGAGCAAAGGGGUCCAAGAUAAAGUUGAAAUGUCCCGUGUGUCAGCUGUUCAUUAAUGGAAAAGUCAAUUUGGAUCAACAUAUAUUGCUGUCUCAUUCAGUACAAACAGGCCCUGAAACUUGGUCUUGUGCGAAAUGUCUGCGACCUUGUAGUUCUGCUAGAGAUUUUACUGUUCAUGUUUUCACAUGUGCUACUAACAGAUAUGACAAUGCUCCAUAUAAGCCAGCUUUUGUAAAGCAGACUUCAUGUGUUUAUAAAUGCAAUCAAUGUGCUGCCACCUUCAUUUCUGAAAAUCUUAUCUUGCAACAUUUGGUCGAUUCUAAACACACUGAACAUUAUGAAGUAGUGCGAAAUGUUCCAACAAGUGGACCCCCAGAGACGUGCUUUUUGUGUGAAGAAAGUUUUGUUCAUUCUGAAAUGUGCAAAAAGCAUUAUUUGCAUACUCACAUGGUUUGGUCCGAAAAGACUCCUAUUAAGCACAAUGAUAGCAACAAUGCAAGUGAUGUCAUUUCGUGUAAAUUAAAAAUGGAAGAAAUUCCUGAUAAGGAAGAAUUGAAUCAGCUUAAGUUUGCAUCUAAGAUUGGAAAUUACUGUCAUAUUUGUGACACUGUCAUCUCCAGCUAUUCUCUUUAUUAUCUGCAUAUGCAAGAUCUGCAUUCCUCUGAGAAGUGUUUCCAGUGUAUAAUUACAUCUUGUGGUAAAACUUUCACAAGUCCUACCGAAUUCAAAAAGCACAUCAGGUUACAUCCUCAAAACUUUGCUUACAACUGUAGCAUUUGCGAUGCUACAUUUGUGAAUGAAGAAGAAUUGAAAGAGCACAAUGUUUCAGUCGAGCAUGGUAGUCAAUAUAUGAAAAUGCAUGAAAAAUGCCGACCAAGUGGUAUUGAAGCUAGAAAUCACCAAUGCAAGAUUUGUCAAACCUGGUUCGGUUUACGGCAUUAUCUUGUGCAGCAUAUGGAGAAUGAUUCACAUGACUACAAGUGUCAAAAGUGUGGUUUACAGUUCUUGCAACCCGGUUCUAGAAGAUUACACAUUCAACAAAUGCAUACUGAUAUUGCAACAGUGUGUGAGUUCUGUGGUAUAAAACUAACAAGUACUCAAGCAGUUUGGGCUCAUUUGAAAAGCCAUGGUAUUGUUCACGAAUGUACAAGCUGCCAUAGACGUUUCCUUCAUAAGGAGCAAGUCCUUACACACAUGGAAGCUCAUGACCCUCCUGUCCAGUGUCCCUGGAAGGGAUGUACUCGCCAACUAGUGACAAAAAUUAGUCUCUAUUAUCACUUGAAAACACACAGGGGAGAUGAAAAUCACAAAUGCCCAUUUUGCGAAAAAGAAUUCAUUAAGCAAAAAUUGCUCGAAGCUCAUAUGAGGACUCAUGAAGCUGAUGCUGCAGCUGCUCAAAAGAAGGCGGAAGCUGAAAAUGAUGAGAAAGAAUCUUCAGAAGCCAAGUCUCAGAGUGAAAGUGAAUUGAUACAAUUAGUAUGUGCUGGCUGUGAAAAAGGAUUUGAUGAUGAAGAUCAAUUUGCCAGCCACAAGUGCAAAAGCGAGACAGAAAAUGAGAUGAAUAAACUUGCCGAUUCUCCAAAACAGUCAGAAAUUCCAAUCAUUGAUACAGAAAAGUCUGAAGCUGCAGUUUCAGAUGAAAAACUUUUUUUCGCUGAAUCUGAAGAACCUACAUCUGAAACAAAAACAGUCGAUGAACCGGAUGAACCCGAAAUGUUCACCCAAACAAGUCAGUUGACUGAAAAAUCCAAUGCCGAUUCAGAAGUAGUCGAUAAAGUUUCUGAGAAUUCUGCUGAAAUAAAUUUGAUGGAAGCCAGCGAAUCACCAAAAGAAGAAAGUGGUAAAGUUGAAAAAGACAGCGAAGAGGAAAAAGUUUUGGAAGUUGUGUCCGAAAACAGCGAAGAUGUAACAGAUAAAGCUUUAAGUUUGGAUGCUGAAUUGUCGAAUAGCAAUGAUGAAAAGAAGGAAUUUUUGGAUAGAGUUCUGUCAAUGUCUAACCAAGAGAGUAAUGAUGGUUCUGCCCAUUUUGAUGAGUUAUCUAGUGAAAUGGCCCUUGCCAUCGAUAAAGAUCAAGUAAUGCAGAUGGAAGAUUCAGAAUCUGCUGCCAGUCGAGUCGAUUUACCAGAUACUAUUGUAAGUCAAGAAACAGAUGCACCCGCUUCUGAAUCGGACGUCGCUAAUCAAAUUCCUGACAAAUUUCUAGAACCUUCGUCCCAGUCAGAGUUUUCAGAACCUGCGGAUACUGAGCAACAAAUAAUCUCAAACUUGGCCAGCAUUGGGGAAGAUAGUAGCAUUGAUGAAACAUUACAGAGCAAAGAUGAUGAAGCAGGGGUGAGCAAGGAAUCGAGCAACGGGCAACAGAUUUCCUCCGAACCAGAUCAGGAGCAAACAGUCGUAAUGAUGGUUGCAGAUCAUCAAGACGAUAGCCAAGAAAUGGAACUAGAAUUAGCAGAUGACGGAACCUAUGCCGGAGCCACACUUUUAAAAGUACCAACUUCUGAUGGCAAACAAGUCCUUUUGAUUCCAUUUAGCUCUGCAGAUGGAACCCAGGUUUUGUCGUUACCUCCAGGUUUGACGCUCGAAACUGAUGGUUCUCCUCAUGGACAAAACAUACAAAUAGCAUUAGAAGACACGGGAAGUGUUGAUGAAAAUGGAGAACAAAGGUUCCUCCAUGUACCCGUGGAAGGUAUGGGCGACUUGCUUCAAGCGGGGGAAGAUAUUCAAGUAGAAGAAAAAAUGGCAACGGACUCUAUCGUUUCCGACAGCGACAUUUCUCUUCACUGAAACAAAGGAAAAUAUUUGUUAAUGUAUAUCUGCUUACCUUGUCAAAAAGAAGAAGAAAAUAACUUGUUUUUUGUUAUUGUUUUUUUGACUGGUGGAAUUCCUAUGGGGUUUUUAAUUCUGACAUUUGAUUAAAUAAAUAUUCUUUCUAUACAUAUGCUUCUUUAAAAACAAGUAAAGGAAAUGAAUACUAAUGCAUCGUAAAAGAAGAAAAAUAACAUCCUGUUAUUAAAUCUUUUAGUUUAUUUCCUGACUAAUUUAAGUUUAAAGUUAUACAUUUGUUUAGUUAUCUUUUACUUAUAAGAUAAUUCAUUUAUCUAAUUAAAAAAAAAAAAAAAAAGAAUUAUUUCCUUUUCUUGUUUAAUGAAAGCAGCAACAUUAAAAACAAGCAGUUAUAUUAGAGAAGAAGUUCAUUUGAAUGUCGUGUAUAAAUAAGUGAUUGAAAGCUUCAUUUGCGGAUAGUAGGGGAGUCUGUAUAUACAUGCGGUAGUUAACUCUUCUUCUUUUACUAGUCUUUGGAAAUCAUGCAAGCUUCCCAUCUUUUAACUUCACCCUCCAUUGGACAAGUGCUAUUUUUAGAGGUUUACUUAAUAAUGUAAAUAAUUAAAAAUAUUUUAAGUGUGUUGGAAUAGAUUUAAAUUAUUAACUUUCAAUGCAUUGCCGAAAGCCAUAAAAAAAUUUUCUGAACAAAAAAAUCCGAGUUGUAAAUUCUUCAGUUAGCCACUCUUUCAAGUUAUUUAAGGACUUCAAAAUAUUAAUUGAAAAUACUGUGCAAUGUAUUUAGUGGUGGGUAUUUUUUCUUAAAAAAUACAGUAAUCUUUUUGUCAUUUGGAAUUACGUGAACUAAUUUAAGCUAUAAACCCGUUUAAAAAUUUUUAAAAAAAAAACUCAUUUUGGUUUAUAUUGGCAGCAAUAUUUUUAUACCUCACACUUUAAGAGCAAUGACUGUUUACUUCAUAGAUUUGUUUUUAUAUAUUUUAGUUGCAUGUAAAUCCCAAAACACUAAAUUAGAAAAUUAAAUUAAAUUUUUGAGAGUCCUUUCCUUUUUCCGUGACUUAUCAUUGUUCCUUAGAAAGCUUUUCAAAUUUAUUUAAAAAUGCAUAUACCAAAUCAUCUUACGCUUCCAUCAUAUUAAUUUUAUAAAGGUUGAAGUUGGUAAAUAAAAUUGGUGUUCAUUUCAUUUCUUUUCAUCAGUGAUUACUGCAUCUCUUAUAUAAAUAUGUUUUGGCUUUCUGUUAUUUUUUCUCUCACUUGUAUCGAUAAUUGGCUUUAUCAUCCAUUAAAUUGUAGCAAAUGAAUAGAAAUGUAUUUAAAAUUUUACAUCAUACAAAUAAAUAUUUUUAGUUUCUGUAAUUUAGGUUUUUUCAUUGUCUAUGCAUGCAAAUAAGCUAAUAAAAUCUAUAUAAUAAACAAGCUUAACUAAGCCUAAACUAUUGAUGUGAUAUAUUUGAACUAAAAUCUAAAUUUUCCCAAGUUUUUGUGCAUUUGUAUUUAGCCAGAGAAUUUAAUAAUUAACAAGUUUGACUCUUUACAAAAUUGGGGAUUGUUAGAAUGAAAAUGUUUAAAGGAAGGUAUGAAAUCUAAUAUUUUUGCUGAACCAAGAUUAUUUUUACUUAUUACAAUUUUAAAAUGAAGAAAAUUAUUUCAGAGGGAGAAAUAAUUAAAAUUGAAACUUUUUAUUCCUAACUUAAAAAAAAAAGAAAAAUUAAACCUCAACUAAAUGGAACCGUUACAAAUUUGUCUUUGUGUAAGGAACGGUUACUGACCUAAGUGCCUAGUAAAUCACUGGUAAAUUUAAAAUACCUGUUACUCAGUACCUGUUUCUUCUAUGAUGUCCCGAAACCGUUUUUUUAACUUUUUUUCUCUCCAGAAAACUAUUUCAGCGACACUUCAUUUAUACAGUUAUUUAAUGUAUUUUAAUUGUUAAACUGAUAAGGCAGCAAAUUGGAAGACUGGCUGAUUCUAUGGUGUCGUAUGAUGACGUCACGCGUGAGAUUCUUUUGACGGAUUUAAUUUUAACGACUCAAUUUUUAAUUUUAGCGUCUGUUCAGAGAUUCACAAUAUCUAUCACUGAAGUAAAUGUAAGCUUUCAAUUUGCUGAUUUAAAUUGAUAAAACAGUCUGUGUUUGAAAAAAUGGAAUUCUAUCAAUAUUUUCUUAUAUCUGCUUAUUUGUUUAAUGUAUUAACACAAACCUGUAAUGAAGCUUGAGUAUAAAAAUAAAGCAUAUACAUAGCG
Molecule: messenger RNA, 8005 nt
Organism: Parasteatoda tepidariorum (common house spider)
Lineage: Eukaryota; Metazoa; Arthropoda; Arachnida; Araneae; Theridiidae
Molecular function (GO): DNA binding; zinc ion binding
Source: RefSeq, a predicted model, not a curated record